CAAAUGUUAAGAAUGCAUUUUAUUUAAGUAGUAAUAAAUUUGAGAACAAUUAUACACCUAUACAAAUAGAUAUAAAUAUAUAAAUAAAAUUACAAUAUAAAAUAUUCUUUUAAUGUAAUAAUUAUAUUUCGUGAGUGUGCCAUAUUAUACAAUAUAAAUUAUUAGAAAAGAAUUUUAAAUUUCCCCACCAAUAAAAAUACAUAUAAACAAAAAAAAUUCUAAACAAUAACUUGAUACAAAAAAUGGCAUUAUCUAAUACACUUAGUCAAGAAUAUAGUUGGCAAGGAACAAAUCUACCUUUAUUUGGUAGUGAUGAAGAUAAAAGAGUUAAAAGGGAAUCUGGCUUACAAGAAGAAGCUUGGUGUUCAGUUUUGAAUACACAUUGUCCACGAUUAUUUGUCUGGAGAGUUGAGAAAUUUAAAAUUAGACCAGUUAAUGAAAAUGAUUAUGGUCAUUUCUUCAACGGUGAUUCAUAUAUUGUUUUAAAUAUAUGUUCAAAGGGUAGAGGACUUGGUUAUGAUGUACAUUUUUGGGUUGGAUCAAAAAGCACUCCAGAAGAAUAUACUACAGCUGUUUAUAAGACAGUGGAACUCGAUGCUGUACUUGAUAACCAGGCUGUUCAACAUCGUGAAGUUGAACAAUAUGAAUCAUGCUUAUUUAAAUCUUACUUUUCAUGUUUCCGCAUAUUGAACGGUGGCAUUGACUCUGGUUUCCGUCGAACAACUCCAAAUGAAUAUCAGCCAAGAUUGUUGCAUUUCCUUCAAGAGGGCAGAGGACGAUUUCAAGUACAGGAGGUGGAUCUUUCGAUUAAUUCAUUAGAUUCUACUGACGUUUUUAUUCUUGAUCUUGGUUCAAAACUAUAUCAGUGGAACGGAUCGAAAAGUAAUAAGGAGAAGCGUUAUAAUGCUGCUCGAUUCUUACUACAAGUCAGUAGUGAACGUAAUGGACGUUGUAAAACUGCUGUAUUAGAUGAAUUGUUUACAAAUAGCGGAGAUGAAUUCUUGCAUUAUUUACCAGAUAAACCAGUUUACAGACCUAAAAAGCACUGUGAAUCAACAAAAUGUAUUUACAAGCUAUCUGAUGAAGACGGUAAUCUAUCAUUUGAUUUAGUUGUGAAAAACCAUUUGCCUAAAAGAGCGGUUAAUGAAGAUGAGGUCUUUCUCAUUGAUGCAGGAUAUCAUCUCUUUGUUUACAUUGGAAGUAAAUGUUUACUAUGUGAAAAGCAAAAUGCUUUAUCAUAUGCACAUCAUUACUUAAAAAGCACAAAACAUCCAUUCAUUCCAGUCACUGUUAUUGGUUCUAAUCAAAGUUCAGAUGAACUCGAACGAGCAUGGGAUAGAGAUAGAGCUUCAAGUUAUCUACAAUAAAUACAAACAAACAACUAUUUAUUAUAUAACUGGAUUUGUAUGAAAUUAUUUCUUAAUAUUAUUGAUUAAAGCACACAUACACACACACAUACACACAAUAAUCCAUCAUUGCAUUAUUGUUUUUAUUCUUUGUAGUUAACUGAAGUAAUAUCUAUAUUUAAUGAUUACAGUGAUUUAGCUGAUAUUAGCUUAACUUCAAGUUUAUAUUUAAUAUCAAACUAUAUCUUCUUUUGUUUUGUUUUUCAUAAAUAGUUUAUGAUCUAGAUCAUACUUUCUUUUAUAAGUUCACGAUGAUUUUUCUUUUUUUUUCUUUUUUUUCCAAUAAUAUCUAUAUAUGGUCUUUUUAAAAAAAACAAAAACAAAACAAACAAACUCAUUUAGAUACUAUUUUACUGUUCUCUAAAGUAUUUAAUACAAAAAUAGUUUUUGUUUCUUUUUACCAUUAGUAUAAUACAAUUUUUUGUUUAUGUGUAAAUGAAUAUGUUUGAAUUAACAUUAGAAAGAUAUUUAACACUGAUUAAUACAUUAUUACAUAAUAGAUGAUUAAGUAGUGUUAAAUUAUAAUUCAUUUAAUUAGCUUUUCUAACAGUUGAAGAUUGAAUAUGAUAGAGUGAUUCAGAUCUAUCAUAAUAUAUAAUUUAAAUUAAUAAAUGUUAAUCCAUAUAAUG
This is a messenger RNA of Schistosoma margrebowiei, 2035 nucleotides long. The record is from the annotation of a GenBank genome assembly. NCBI's taxonomy places the organism in Eukaryota, Metazoa, Platyhelminthes, Trematoda, Strigeidida, Schistosomatidae.